AUGGGUUUAGAAGAUAAUCAAUAUUUGCAAAGAUUCAUCAAUUUUGGUGAGAAGAAAGCUGGUUCAACCACAAGAGGUAUCUUGGUUGGUUUAUUUGCUGCUUUUGGUGGUUUCCUUUUUGGAUAUGAUACUGGAACCAUUUCAGGUAUCUUGGCUAUGGAUUAUGUCAAGGAGCUUUUCCCGGCUGCAAAUAUGGGCCCUAAUCCAGAUUUCUCUGCUAGUGAAAAGUCACUUAUUGUUUCAAUCUUAUCCGCCGGUACAUUUUGUGGUGCUUUAUCUGCUCCUAUCUUCUCAGAUAGAAUUGGUCGUAGAUGGACUUUGAUUAUUUCGACUAUGUUUGUUUUCAAUUUGGGUGUUCUUUUACAAACCAUAGCUACUUCCAACCCACUUUUGAUCGCUGGUAGAGCAAUUGCUGGUUUAGGUGUUGGUUUGAUUUCAGCUGUUAUUCCAUUAUAUAUUGCAGAAACUACUCCAAAAUGGAUUAGAGGAGCUAUUGUUUCUUCAUAUCAAUUGGCUAUUACCUUAGGAUUGUUGAUUUCUGCAAUUGUGAAUAAGAUCACUGGAGGUAGAAAUGACUCUGGUUCCUAUAGAAUACCAAUUGCGCUUCAAUUUGCAUGGGCUUUGAUUUUAGCUGGUGGUAUGCUCAUUCUUCCUGAGACUCCAAGAUUCUGGGUUUCCAAAUCCAAGGAAAUUGAGGCCAAAAAAUCUUUAAGCAGGUUAAGAAAGUUACCAGUAGACCAUCCUGAUUUAGAAGAGGAAUACGAAGAUAUUAAGGCUAACUUUGAAUUUGAAAGUCAAUUUGGUAAAGCAUCAUGGGCUUUGGUUUUCAAAAAUUCUAAUAAACAACUUAAAAGAUUGUUUAUGGGUGUUUCACUUCAAGCUUUACAACAAUUAACCGGUAUUAAUUUCAUUUUCUAUUACGGUACUACAUUUUUCCAGAGCUCUGGUAUUUCAAAUCCUUUCACUAUUCAAAUGGCCACGAAUAUCGUCAAUGUUGGUAUGACUUUCCCUGGUAUUGCUUUGAUUGAACUUGUUGGAAGAAGAAAGUUAUUGUUAUCUGGUUCAGUCGUUAUGUCCAUUUCUCAAAUCUUGGUUGCUGCCAUUGGUGUUGCGACAGACUCUAAAGCUGCUAACCAAUGUUUGGUUGCAUUUUGCUGUAUAUUUAUUGCUGGUUUUGCAGCUACUUGGGGACCACUUUGUUGGGCUGUUAUUGCUGAGAAUUAUUCUCUUAAUGUGAGACAAAAGUCUGUUGCUCUUUGUACUGCUUCGAACUGGUUAUGGAAUUUUGCUAUUGGCUAUGCAACUCCAUAUAUGGUUGACUCUGGUCCAGGCAAUGCCAACUUAGGUUCAAAGGUGUUCUUUAUUUGGGGUGGUUGUAAUGCCAUUGGUUUCCUUUUUGUUUACUUCUUUGUUUACGAAACUAAGGGAUUAUCUUUAGAACAAAUCGAUGAAAUGUACUUGAAAGUGGACAAAGCUUGGCAAUCUUCAAGUUUCAUUCCUAGUGAACAUGCUUUUAGAGAAAAAAACAGAGUUGUUGUUUCUGAUUCUAAAGAAAAUGUUAAUGAAAUCGAACAUUCAGUUUAGACUAGCUUUCAUAUAGUAUAUAUUUUGUUUAUUAUUGGUUUUCAUUAUAAUGACUGAAAACUUUAUUAAAAAUUUGUUAUGAUUAUUGAAAA
Molecule: messenger RNA, 1676 nt
Organism: Spathaspora passalidarum NRRL Y-27907
Lineage: Eukaryota; Fungi; Ascomycota; Pichiomycetes; Serinales; Debaryomycetaceae
Gene: HGT12
Product: Hgt12p
Exons: 1
Coding region: 1-1584 (527 amino acids)
Biological process (GO): transmembrane transport; carbohydrate transport
Cellular component (GO): membrane
Molecular function (GO): carbohydrate:proton symporter activity
Source: RefSeq, a predicted model, not a curated record